GCACGGUCCCUAUUAGCGUUUUGGUAAGAAAACUGAUGUAUGGCGUGAGCACUCUAAGCUUAUUUCUCUAUGAAACUGUUGAGCAAGUUUACUGUAAAUAACUGAACGUAUCUUUAAAUAACAUUUACGGAUCUUAGCCGUGAUGGCGCAGAGUUCCUUUUUCAUUGUUUUACGAAUAAAAGCGGUACAAGCUAGGAAUAGAUAUUGAAUAAGUCUUCCGUCUCAUCUUAGCGUUUCCCUAUUUCCGUCCUGAGUGUGUUCGGGGUUUGCUUUGUCCAGCUAAUCCCUAGAAUUACUAGAUAUUAAUAACUGGGCCAGAGGCCCUUUUAUUUAAAAUUAUACACUAUCUAAACAUUGUUUUUACUUAGUGAUUUUUUGUGUUAUUUGUACUGGUAAUGAAAAAGUGUCCUUAAAUUACCAAUCAUUUUCGUUCCCUCCAUCAUUUUCGUUCUGUCAUACCUCUAUGAACAAUUUGGAAGAUCGAAGUGAUAAGUGUUCCGUGAACAAAGUUUUGUACGGAACACUGAAAAUGGUAACGAAAUGGAAAUAAAAACUUGGAUUUCGAUGUUUUAUAUGUCUUAGUUUUUAAGUUAAUCGGAUCCUUUUGUUGUACAUAAUAAUUGAAAGACAUAAUGUGAUGAUUGUCAGAUUUUCAUUAGUCAUAGUUCUGAAACCGUUAACUUUUCAGGAAUUUCCUUAGGUUAUGCCAUAUGAAAAACAAACUAUGAGAGGUUAGAUUUGUUUCAUGGCAAUCCUGAAAAGUUACGCGUUUCUGAGAAAAGAACAAAUUAUGAUUAACGAAAAUGUGGACAAAAAUACAUUAUGACUUAAAACUUUAUGGGAAAUAAUAGAGACCCUUAAGUUAAUAACUUGUAUGGCAGCCUUUUUGUGACGAUCGCUAACAAGACUUAAUUUCAUACUUUUGAUCGCAAAUCCGUGCUGCUUUCUACGACAAUUGAUCCGUCGCGCCCGCGCCGCGGGUUGCUUGUGUAACUGAAGCCCUCUUAAUUUUGCUUUUUUUAAAUUUUUGGAGUUACUACGCACAUUUUAUAGUUACUUCAUAGUUCAUACCUCAUCAUAAAAAACACCGUUACAAAGCUAUGCCAUGGCCAUAAUAGGGCCAGAUUUUAUAUUGUUGUGGAUUUUUUUUGUAUUGUUACGACGACCGGUCCGGCCUAGUGGGUGGCCCUGCCUAUGAAGCUGAUGGUCCCGGGUUCAAAUCCUGGUAAGCGCAUAUAUUUGUGUGAUGAACACGGAUAUUUGUUUCUGAGUCACGGGUGUUUUCUAUGUAUUUAAGUAUUUAUAAUUAUAUAUUAUAUUUAUCGUUGUCUAGGUACCAACAACACAAGCCUUAUUGAGCUUACUGUGGGACUUAGUCAAUAUGAUAAUAAUGUCUUAUAAUAUUUAUUUAUUUAUUAUUUAUUUUGUCGGAUAUCGACAAAACUAUAGAUUCCAUUCAGCGGCUAUAUCGCUGUCGCUUUAUUAUCACUUGACACUAUGCCCGUCACUUUCGCACUUACAUAGUUGUUAGAACGUGACAGGCAUGGUGACAAAUGAUAAACAGCCGAGCAUCUUAGCCCUACAGUUAUGGUUACUAUAGAGAAACCAAACAAUGAAAUAGCAACCUGUACCACGCGACCAAUACGUCGUAAGCGCCGUAGAAUUCAUGGCGGUUACGCGUUUAGGUCGCGAGAUUCACGCUCCGUUUAUAUUUGUUGUCAAAACAACUCAUGACGCAAAAGACUGGUUCUCUGUGCUGGUUCUAUACGUAGUAAUAUCUUAUCUUCUAAUUACCGGGGGCCCUUGCGGAUACACUUCUACCCAUAGGGAUCUUUUGUGUAGUUGCCCCCUAAGGAAAGACCCAUUAGCUACUCAAGAGCCUUUUUGACCAUUUCCAUGUGUCGGAUGAUGGAGCUUAUGGGUAGCCUUUUGAAUUCCUUUGGUUCCAGAUAGCCUGCUCCAAAGUCCUUCAUUCUUUGUCUGGCGAGGGCGUGACGUUCACACAUUAGGUGUGUUACUGUCUCUUCCUCUUCACCACACAUUCGACAAUCGGUGUUGUCAGAGUGUCCCAUCCUGGCCAAAACCCCUUUGACCCCAUAAUGGCCCGUAAACACCCCAUACGUAGUAAUAAAUAGUUCAAUGGUUUAUUUUGUGGCUCCCAACCCAACCGUAAAAUUGAUAAUGAAACAUUUUAGUAAAUUAUAAUAAAUUUUACCAAUCACGUCCCGUGUGUCAAAAAAACCAAACGAGUAGAACAAAAAGAUAUCAACGAACUUCAGUGGAUACUAUAAACUACAUUCGUUUUAUUGAUAAAUAUUAAUAAAUAAAUAUAAAUAAAUAUUAUAGGACAUUAUUACACAAAUUGACUAAGUCCCACAGUAAGCUCAAUGAGGCUUGUGUUGAGGGUACUUAGACAACGAUAUAUAUAAUAUAUAAAUACUUAAAAUACAUAGAAAACACCCAUGACUCAGGAACAAAUAUCCAUGCUCAUCACACGAAUAAAUGCCCUUACCAGGAUUUGAAUCCGGGACCAUCAGCUUCGUAGGCAGGGUCAAUAUGUGUAAUGAUGUUAAAUUCAUUAAUAAUAUUAAUAAGUAGUAGUAUUAAUAAGCUUCAAGUACUGAUGUAUAUUUCUCUUCUUCUUCCUCGCGUUGUCCCGGCAUUUUGCCACGGCUCAUGGGAGCCUGGGGUCCGCUUCACAACUAAUCCCAAGAUUGCCAUCUGACCUUCCAACCCAGAGGGUAAACUAUAGGCCUUGUUGGGAUUAGUCCGGUUUCCUCACGAUGUUUUCCUUCACCGAAAGGUGACUGGUAAACAUCAAAAGGAUUUUUCGUACAUAAGUUCCGAAAAACUCAUUGGUACGAGCCGGGGUUUGAACCCGCGACCUCCGGAUUGCAAGUCGCGCGCUCUUGCCGCUAGGCCACCAGCGCUUUUUUACUAAUGCUCUGCGUCUUUUUUGCGUACAGAUGUAUAUUUCUAUCUACUUAAAACCCCAAGGUUUCCUUUAGUCUCAAUGGGGCUCAAAAGAGAUCCCAUAACGAUAUGUGCACCGCACGGUUUCGAACCCAUACUGUCCCAGUGACCCAGUCCGCCGCAUCGCGUAUUCGGCGCGCGAUCGAACGUGCGCAUAUGUAGUGACACAUGCAUGUUGCCCUAUAAACGCCGAUUUGGCUGUGUUAAUCCGAAAUAGGCGGCAAACUAUAAUUGAAAUAAUUUAUUUGACAUUAAUAUUAGGAGUGGGCGUUAAGCCUAGAUAUUCGAAGUGUCACCUGUAUAUCCGAACCGAUACGAUCUUAAUAUCGUCAAGAAAAGACACUACUCCCAUCUUGAAUUCCGGCAAUGCACUUUCAAGUUUCAACUAGCGAUGCCCUGAAUAAUGGUGGAAUACCGAAUAUUCGGCCUAAUUCUCGGCCGAAGCGCCGAAUAUUCGGUGACCGAACCACGCAGGCUCUUAGCACACACUUUUAAGAGCAAUUCCUAGCUUUGGCCACAUAUACACAUAUUUGACUCUUCUAACAUUUCAUCACUUACAGAAAACAGCAGCCAAAUAACACUAGACCCUACUCAUAGUGUUGUGUUCCUGCCGGUGAGUAAGGUUGCCAGUGAGGGAGGGAGGGGGGUUUAGGGACGGCAACGCGCAUGUAAAUCCUCUGGAGUUGCAGGCGUACAUAAACUACGGAGACUGCUUACCAUCAGGCGGGCCGUAUGCUUGUUUGCCAACGCUGUUGUAUAAAAAAAUCUGCCUCUUUAUCGCUUAAAUAUGCAAGAGUGCUACAGAGGUUAGAUAACGAAAUUUCGAUUUUCUUGUUUCGCGGUAGACCCUCAGAUUGUGAUGGAUUGUGGUAGUGGCGCCCCCUACGCAGAGUUUCGCGUAAUAUUCCCUAUUGUAAGAAUAUUGUAUUGUUGUUUUCUGAGCGACAAGUUCACCACGAUCUGAAAUAAAAAUAUUAUACGAAUAUUAUACGACAUUAUUACACAAAUUGACCAAGUCCCACAGUAAGCUCAAUAAGGCUUGUGUUGAGGGUACUUAGACAACGAUAUAUAUAAUAUAUAAAUAUUUAUAAAUACUUAAAUACAUAGAAAACACCCAUGACUCAGGAACAAAUAUCCAUGCUCAUCACACGAAUAAAUGCCCUUACCAGGAUUUGAACCCGGGACCAUCAGCUUCGUAGGCAGGGUCACUACCCACUAGGUCAAACCGGUCGUCGUUCUAUGUAUUGUAUAAAAGGGAAACAUGAAACAAAAACAUAGCACGCUAAGUAUCGCCAACUAAUGCAAAGGAUGGUUUGAAACAGGUGUGUAGAGCCCCUUAACGCGGGCUGUGGGGGCUGCGCGCGCGCACCUGCCAGUGCCGUCAGUGCGCCGACGCCCGCCGCGCGCCAUGCCGCGAGUGUUGUGACUGCAGCGAACAUGGAUGUGCGAAUUGCGUUGCUGUUUAUUGCAGGCGCGUCAGCAACAUGCCGGUUCCCGGGCGCCCCCGCUCACUCCCACGUCACAUUCUCCGACGAAACCCUCGAGGAGGGCUCCGUAGCCACGUACGCGUGCGAGCGGGGCUUCGAGCUACUGGGCCCCGCGAGACGGGUCUGCGGGGACAAUGGGAGGUGGAGUCCUGAUGGAAUACCAUUCUGCGUUCUCAACGUGGCAGCGGGCAAAGCGCCCAUGCAAGCAUCAACCGAGGACUCCGGCGUCCCCCAGCGGGCGCUAGAUGGCAGCACCUCCUCCGUGUACAGCCCCGAGACGUGUACACUGACGAAACAGGAACGCGUACCUUGGUGGUACGUCAACCUACUGGAACCGUAUAUGGUGCAGUUGGUACGGUUGGACUUCGGGAAGCCUUGCUGUGGAGCCAACAAGCCCGCAGUAAUCGUGGUCCGCGUCGGCAACAACCGACCUGACCUCGGCACCAACCCCAUCUGCAACCGCUUCACCGGUUUCCUCGAGGAGGGGCAACCCCUCUUCCUACCCUGCAACCCCCCCAUGCCGGGAGCGUUCGUCAGCGUGCAUCUGGAGGCGUCUACGCCUAGCCAGCUGUCUAUUUGUGAAGCUUUUGUGUAUACGGACCAGGCGUUGCCUAUAGAAAGAUGCCCACAGUUUAGAGACCAGCCGCCCGGCAGCACGGCCACCUACAACGGGAAAUGCUACAUCUUCUAUGACCACCAGCCCACAAACUUCCGCGACGCCAUCGCGUUCUGCCGCGCCAGAGGAGGGUCGCUGGUCGACGAGAGCAACCCAGCGUUGCAAGGGUUCAUCAGUUGGGAGCUUUGGAGGAGGCAUAGGAGCGACAGCAGCAGCCAAUACUGGAUGGGUGCCGUCCGAGACCCGCAGGACCCGAACAACUGGAAAUGGGUGAACGGGAACGAUGUGUCCGUCUCUUUCUGGAACAGCAUGCCGGCGGGGGGCGAGGGGUGCGCGCGGUUCGACGGGAGCAAGGGCUGGCUGUGGGCCGACACCGACUGCCACGCCAAGUUGAACUUUAUCUGCCAGCACCAGCCGAAGGCCUGCGGACGUCCAGAGCAGCCCCCCAACUCGACCAUGAGCACCGAGUCCUUCGAGGUGGGCGCUGCGGUGCAGUACUCCUGCGACCCGGGGCACCUGCUGGUCGGGCCCACGGUCCGGACAUGUCUGGACACCGGGUUCUAUACAGAGUUCCCGCCCGUAUGCAAACGAAUCGAAUGCGGCUACCCAGCUGAGAUCGCGCACGGCACGUACACGCUUUUGAACGACUCCGUGUCGUACCUGUCCCACGUGCAGUACGAGUGCACCGAGGGCCACGAGAUGGUGGGCAGGUCACGACUCGUCUGCGAUAUCGACGAGAGAUGGAAUGGGCCCCCGCCGCGGUGCGACGUUGUCCACUGCGAGCCCCCGGCGCAGGUCCCCAACGGGCGCGUGACGCUGUCCCACAACGCGUCCGUGUUCGGCGCCGUCGCGGAGUACGCGUGUGUCCGCGGGCACCGCCUCGUCGGCGCCCGGCGCGCGAGCUGUCUAGCGAGCGGCGUUUGGGACCAGCAGCCGCCUAAAUGUCAACCCGAGGAGCGCUCAACAACGACCACCACAACGCUCCCUCCCCCCACCACCGCCGCCCCCACCACCCGCGUCACGUCGCGCGCGCCGCCGACGCGGCCGCGCUCCACGCCGCGCCCCGCGCCGACUCCGUUCGUCACGCCGGAGACACGCCGUCCCCGCCCAAAGACCACGGAACGGCCGACCACGAGAUAUGAAACGAGGGUCACGGACGCGCAGGAGUCGCCAACCAGCCAUGUGCCACAUAUUAUUGUGGCCAGUCAUCCUAGGGAGAACCAAAUUCUCGGCAGCGGUAACAACAUCCGCGCCGAGCAAACCCCUCGUGUCAACGUGCCCCAAUCAGUGGACGGCGAACGGCGGGAGACUGUCGGCGCGCGCCUCAACCUCGGCGCCGUGGUCGCGCUCGGCGCGUUCGGCGCGAUCGUCUUCCUCGUAGCGAUCAUCACUACCAUCGUCAUAUUGGUGCGGAGAAAGCACCACGACGGCAAACGCUACCGCCACCACGUGUCCCCCGACUGCAACACAGUCGCCUCCCUCGACUCCUCGUCCUCGGAGUCUCGUUCGGGCCUGAACAGGUACUACAGGCAAGCUUGGGAGGAGCUCCACGAAGCAACCGGCGCUAAAGGUAGAAGACACGACAGGGAAGCGCCGAAAGACGGGUCGGAACUUGUCGUGUCAGACGUCUACCCAGCCCCGAGGGACAAGAGGAGACAUCAUCAUCACCACCAUCACCGCCAGCCGAGGCAUCCGGAUUGGCAUUCGCCGCAUCGUCCACAGCACAAUCAUAAGCCUAGGUAUUAACUAGCUGUUGUAAAAAUCAUUUCAGUCUGACGUUUUCCGCUAGUGUGUUGUGCAUAAAACAGUCAAAUUUUGCAGUGUAUAUGUUAUUUUCAUUAAUAUGCAGUACUCAUACAGCUUUUUUAGAUUGACUGAAGAUAGAAUGAUCAGUUUCUGAUUUACGCUCGACAGAAAAAAAUCACGAACAUAAACACUUUAAAAAUGUAUAACAAAUUUUCCAUAAAAGCUAAAAAAUAUGGAAAUUGCUUGAAAAAGAUCGUUAAUAUCAUGUUUGAUCACUUAAUGAUUACUUUUUUUAAUAUCAUUAAAACAUACAAAAAAAUUAAAAUUCAUAAACAUGGUAUCCGCGGUCCCGAGCGCGCACAACCAUCUCGCUCAGUGAGAGGGAGA
Cydia pomonella (codling moth) is the source of this 7209-nucleotide messenger RNA. RefSeq names its product seizure protein 6 homolog. Bases 4411 to 6822 code for a protein of 803 amino acids. Lineage: Eukaryota; Metazoa; Arthropoda; Insecta; Lepidoptera; Tortricidae. The record is from RefSeq and is a predicted model, not a curated record. The transcript has 12 exons.